GGUUGGUGAGUGAAGUUGUUUCUUGUGGCUGAAUAUGUCCUUAAUAGGUAAAAACGCCAUUCUCCGCAAAUUGGAUUUGGGAUUCCUGCAAAUGUAAGUAAGUGUAACUGUUUCCGUAGCCAAGUGAAAAUUCCAUGGAACCAUCGGAAUAACCACGUAUACGUGCGCAACGCUGUCCGUAAAAUGACAUCAGAAUAGCUCCAGGUAAUCACGCCAGAGUUGUUUGUCUUCGACUGUGGAACGGGGGAUCCAUGUACAUAUAUUCUUCCAGACCCCAUGAAGGGUUGGGGGGGGGGGGGGGGGGGGGGGGGGGGGGGGGGGGGGGGGGGGGGGGGGGGGGGGGGGGGGGGGGGGGGGGGGGGGGGGGGGGGGGGGGGGGGGGGGGGGGGGGGGGGGGGGGGGGGGGGGGGGGGGGGGGGGGGGGGGGGGGGGGGGGGGGGGGGGGGGGGGGGGGGGGGGGGGGGGGGGGGGGGGGGGGGGGGGGGGGGGGGGGGGGGGGGGGGGGGGGGGGGGGGGGGGGGGGGGGGGGGGGGGGGGGGGGGGGGGGGGGGGGGGGGGGGGGGGGGGGGGGGGGGGGGGGGGGGGGGGGGGGGGGGGGGGGGGGGGGGGGGGGGGGGGGGGGGGGGGGGGGGGGGGGGGGGGGGGGGGGGGGGGGGGGGGGGGGGGGGGGGGGGGGGGGGGGGGGGGGGGGGGGGGGGGGGGGGGGGGGGGGGGGGGGGGGGGGGGGGGGGGGGGGGGGGGGGGGGGGGGGGGGGGGGGGGGGGGGGGGGGGGGGGGGGGGGGGGGGGGGGGGGGGGGGGGGGGGGGGGGGGGGGGGGGGGGGGGGGGGGGGGGGGGGGGGGGGGGGGGGGGGGGGGGGGGGGGGGGGGGGGGGGGGGGGGGGGGGGGGGGGGGGGGGGGGGGGGGGGGGGGGGGGGGGGGGGGGGGGGGGGGGGGGGGGGGGGGGGGGGGGGGGGGGGGGGGGGGGGGGGGGGGGGGGGGGGGGGGGGGGGGGGGGGGGGGGGGGGGGGGGGGGGGGGGGGGGGGGGGGGGGGGGGGGGGGGGGGGGGGGGGGGGGGGGGGGGGGGGGGGGGGGGGGGGGGGGGGGGGGGGGGGGGGGGGGGGGGGGGGGGGGGGGGGGGGGGGGGGGGGGGGGGGGGGGGGGGGGGGGGGGGGGGGGGGGGGGGGGGGGGGGGGGGGGGGGGGGGGGGGGGGGGGGGGGGGGGGGGGGGGGGGGGGGGGGGGGGGGGGGGGGGGGGGGGGGGGGGGGGGGGGGGGGGGGGGGGGGGGGGGGGGGGGGGGGGGGGGGGGGGGGGGGGGGGGGGGGGGGGGGGGGGGGGGGGGGGGGGGGGGGGGGGGGGGGGGGGGGGGGGGGGGGGGGGGGGGGGGGGGGGGGGGGGGGGGGGGGGGGGGGGGGGGGGGGGGGGGGGGGGGGGGGGGGGGGGGGGGGGGGGGGGGGGGGGGGGGGGGGGGGGGGGGGGGGGGGGGGGGGGGGGGGGGGGGGGGGGGGGGGGGGGGGGGGGGGGGGGGGGGGGGGGGGGGGGGGGGGGGGGGGGGGGGGGGGGGGGGGGGGGGGGGGGGGGGGGGGGGGGGGGGGGGGGGGGGUGGGGGGGGGGGGGGGGGGGGGGGGGGGGGGGGGGGGGGGGGGGGGGGGGGGUGGGGGGGGGGGGGGGGGGGGGGGGGGGGAGGGGGGGGGGGGGGGGGGGGGUGGGGGGGGGGGGGGGUGGGGGGGGGGGGGGGGGGGGGGGGGGGGGGGGGGGGGGGGGGGGGGGGGGGGGGGGGGGGGGGGGGGGGGGGGGGGGGGGGGGGGGGGGGGGGGGGGGGGGGGGGGGGGGGGGGGUGGUGGGGGGGUGGGGGGGGGCGGUGGGGGGGGGGGGGGGUGGGGGGGGGGGAUGCGGGAUGGGUGGGGAUCGGGGGUGAUCUGGGAUUCUAGGUUCAAAACGGGACGCGGGCAGGGGGGGGGUGUUCCAAGGGGUAGUGUGGGACUAAGGGGGAUGGGGGUGAUUGGGAUUGAUACGUCUAGGGGUGACAGGGGUUUCGCUGGGGUCCGGGGAGUUAUGGGAACGGUGGGGGGGGGGGGCAGCUAG
Molecule: messenger RNA, 2066 nt
Organism: Dicrocoelium dendriticum
Lineage: Eukaryota; Metazoa; Platyhelminthes; Trematoda; Plagiorchiida; Dicrocoeliidae
Source: the annotation of a GenBank genome assembly